Symbiodinium natans is the source of this 792-nucleotide messenger RNA. NCBI's taxonomy places the organism in Eukaryota, Dinophyceae, Suessiales, Symbiodiniaceae. The record is from the annotation of a GenBank genome assembly.
AUGGAGCUGGUUGCAAAUUAUGUGGACUACAGUAAAUCAAGCAGCCUGGCUGCUGUGCUGAGAUGGUGUGACACCGCCGGCUUGUACAUUUUGAAGGACGUACCUGAGCAGAAUGUGAAGCAGAAGCUGCGGGCAAUGUGGUGGCAAUCGGCGGUCAUGCGAGUGAUCAAGGCUGAAAUUCAGGUCCGUGGCGCAGCUUGGGAAACCAUUUUCGCGAGCACGGCGGACUCUGGAACCUCAGUGCUCGCAAAUCCUACCCUGACACGGCUGGGAAACACCAGCUACACACUCCAAACUCAGCUGUCACUGGCAAGUGGCGGCACACCGUUGGCUAGAGUUGAGACGGUGAUGGUGCAGUUGGAUUCAGAUCUACAGCGCCCUGUGCCUUUACCGCACAACCAUCUCAAGCCUUUAUUGCGACCGUUGCCAGAAAUCACGAUCCCCACCGUGUGCGAUCCGCCUCCAUCCUGCUUCACAUGGACUGUCCAGGUAAGACCAUCCGACUGUGAUUUGCUGGGUCACAUGAACAAUGCCAGCUACGCUGUUCUUUUCGAAGAUGCAAGACGUGCGGCGAUCGCAGGAGGUUCUGGAGCAAUUGAAGCCGUUGGAUCAGAUGACGGUUUGAGGAUGGCGUCUAUCGAGUACUUGGCUCAAGCAAGAGCCUUUGAUGUCCUCCGAAUUGCAGUAUGGUGGGAUGGUCAGUGCCAUGCUUACGGCCUUGUAAUGCAUACCUGCAGUGCAUCUGUUGUAGCUCGAGCUGUUUUGGUGCCGUUCGAGGUCUCUCGUCUGUGA